Molecule: messenger RNA, 946 nt
Organism: Mesitornis unicolor (brown roatelo)
Lineage: Eukaryota; Metazoa; Chordata; Aves; Mesitornithiformes; Mesitornithidae
Gene: ENPP7
Product: ectonucleotide pyrophosphatase/phosphodiesterase 7
Exons: 3
Source: RefSeq, a predicted model, not a curated record
AUGGCCAAGGUGGCGUCCAAACGGGUCACUGUUCCCAAAGUUGUACCUAGAGUUACUAACGCCGGGUUAAAGACGGGCUCCAUCUAUUUCCCUGGAGGAAGAGCAAAAUACCAAGGGGAAGAAGUGAACAUGAAGCUGGUGGAGCCCUUCUUGUUCAACUACAGCAACGAAACCAACUGGAGAGAGAACAUCGACACGGUCAUGGAGUGGUUCACGGUGAAUGGCCUCGACUUCAUCGCCCUCUAUUUUGGAGAGCCCGACUCGACGGGACACAAGUACGGCCCCGAAUCCACGCAGAGGAAGAGCAUGGUGGAGCAGGUGGACAGGACCAUCGGCUACCUGCGGCAGCGCAUCCGGGAGAGCGGCCUGGAGCCAAACCUCAACCUGGUCAUCACGUCUGACCACGGCAUGGAGACCGUCAUAAAGACCAACGAGAUUCACAUCCGCACCGUGGAGAACUUCACGUUCACGGACAUCCAGUUCGAACUCUUAGACUACGGACCCAGCGGACUGCUGGUGCCAAAGGAAGGGAGGUUAGAGCACGUGUAUUCGGUCCUGAAGAACGCCCACCCGAACUUGCACGUGUACAAGAAAGCAGACUUCCCAAAGCGAUUCCACUACGCCAACCACCCCCGGAUCACCCCGCUCGUGCUCUACGGCGACCCGGGAUACGUCAUCCAUGGGAGGUUCAAGGUCCAGUACAACAAAGGGGAGCACGGGUUUGACAACGAAGCCAUGAACAUGAAAACCAUCUUCCGUGCCGUGGGGCCGGCUUUCAAGCAGGGGCUGGUGGUGGAGCCCUUCGAAAGCGUCAACGUCUACGCCCUGCUCUGCCAGUUGCUGGGCAUCACCCCCGAGCCCCACGACGGCUCCCUCGAGAUCAUGAAACCCAUGCUGCGUGAGUUCGAGGGCAUUGAGAGCACUGAACAGGCACCAGGAGACCUGG